AUGCGCGCAUCAUGUAUACGUUGCGAAGAUGCUAAAGGGAUUGUUCAUAAAUUGUUUCAGCUGAUCGCAUGCUCCAUAACAAACAGUUGGCCUGCACCAGAAUUGUCAGUCACCGGAUCUUUGUACUGCAAAGGAAAACCUAUAGUUCAUACUCGCGUUGCUUUACUUGACGGUACCAAACGUUUUUUUUUGUAA
Messenger RNA from Haemonchus placei, 195 nucleotides. The record is from the annotation of a GenBank genome assembly. Lineage: Eukaryota; Metazoa; Nematoda; Chromadorea; Rhabditida; Trichostrongylidae.